UUCUGUAUUCCUCACUGUUUCCCUCCUUAGAUCUAUGGGAGUCGUCAGAUUGUGCUAGAGAAAGAGGAAACAGAAGAGCUGAAACGGUUUGAUGAGCCAGGUUUGAUUCUCAUUGGUUUCAAGCCCUUAGUAAUGCUGAAGACGCACCACUACCUGAGGCCCUCCCUGUUCGUGUACCCUGAGGAGUCCCUGGUGAACGGGAGCUCAACCCUGUUCAGUGCUCUACUCAUCAAGUGUCUGGAGAAGGAGGUCCUAGCAGUGUGCAGAUACACACCCCGCAAGAACAUCCCCCCUUGUUUUGUGGCUUUGGUGCCACAGGAAGAGGAGUUGGAUGACCAGAAAAUUCAAGUGACUCCUCCAGGCUUCCAGCUUGUCUUCCUACCCUACGCUGAUGAUAAACGGAAGGUGCCCUUUACUGAAAAAGUCAUAGCAAACCCAGAGCAGGUGGACAAGAUGAAGGCGAUUGUUCAGAAGCUCCGCUUCAAGUACAGAAGUGACAGCUUUGAGAACCCAGUGCUGCAGCAGCACUUCAGGAACCUGGAGGCCUUGGCUUUGGACCUGAUGGAGCCCGAACAAGCCGUCGAUCUGACAUUGCCCAAGGUUGAAGCAAUGAAUAAAAGACUGGGCUCCCUGGUGGAUGAGUUUAAGGAACUUGUCUACCCACCAGAUUACAAUCCUGAGGGGAAAGUUACCAAGCGAAAACAAGAUGGUGAAGGUUCUGGAAGCAAAAGGCCCAAGGUGGAGUUUUCUGAAGAGGAGCUGAAAGCCCACGUCAGCAAGGGCACGCUGGGCAAGGUGACCGUGCCUGUGCUGAAGGAGGCCUGCAGGAGGUACGGGCUGAAGGGUGGGAUGAAGAAGCAGGAGCUAUUGGAUGUACUCACCAAGCACUUCCAGAACUGACCAGAGACCAUGCAUCCAGCCAUUCCUUCCACACUGCAGCCAGGCUGCCUGGUUUUGUUCUUCUUAGCAAGUUAAAAAAUGUUUCUCCUGAGUUAGAAGGAGUCUCCCUGACAGAAGCCAAAGGACUUAUAUACAUUUAUGAGACUUUCUGUUGCCGUGGAGGCCAUGUAGUCUUCCCACUUUGCUGUGCCUUAUGCUACUGCCAAAUAAAAAGCCCUAACUUUGUACUAUA
This is a messenger RNA of Propithecus coquereli (Coquerel's sifaka), 1132 nucleotides long. RefSeq names its product X-ray repair complementing defective repair in Chinese hamster cells 6 (gene XRCC6). Gene Ontology annotation, biological process: cellular response to gamma radiation; double-strand break repair via nonhomologous end joining; cellular response to X-ray. The record is from RefSeq and is a predicted model, not a curated record. The transcript has 6 exons. Gene Ontology annotation, cellular component: nucleus; Ku70:Ku80 complex. The coding region runs from base 133 to 900 and encodes 255 amino acids. Lineage: Eukaryota; Metazoa; Chordata; Mammalia; Primates; Indriidae. Gene Ontology annotation, molecular function: damaged DNA binding; telomeric repeat DNA binding; double-stranded DNA binding.